Molecule: messenger RNA, 4602 nt
Organism: Elephantulus edwardii (Cape elephant shrew)
Lineage: Eukaryota; Metazoa; Chordata; Mammalia; Macroscelidea; Macroscelididae
Gene: CDK12
Product: cyclin-dependent kinase 12
Exons: 15
Coding region: 154-4602 (1482 amino acids)
Biological process (GO): transcription elongation by RNA polymerase II; positive regulation of transcription elongation by RNA polymerase II; protein phosphorylation
Cellular component (GO): nucleus; cyclin/CDK positive transcription elongation factor complex
Molecular function (GO): ATP binding; cyclin-dependent protein serine/threonine kinase activity; cyclin binding
Source: RefSeq, a predicted model, not a curated record
AGGGAGGAGGAGCCUGGCUACUGCCCCUUCCCUCCCCACCCCCUUCUAGGGGCGCUUUGGUGCGUGUGGAUUUGGGGCUGGGGGGGAGGGUGGGGCUUACUUUGCGAAGUGCUGGGGAACUUUUUUCCCCUCCUUGAGGCCAGGGGAAAGGGCAUGCCCAAUUCAGAGAGACAUGGGGGCAAGAAGGACGGGAGUGGAGGAGCUUCUGGAACUUUGCAGCCGUCAACGGGAGGUGGGAGCUCCAACAGCAGAGAGCGUCACCGCUUGGUGUCGAAGCACAAACGGCACAAGUCCAAGCACUCCAAAGACAUGGGCUUGGUGACCCCCGAGACGGCCCCGCUGGGAGCCGUCAUCAAACCUCUGGUGGAGUAUGACGACAUCAGCUCGGAUUCCGACACCUUCUCCGACGACGUGGGGUUCAAACCGGACCGGAGAGACAACGACGAGCGCCGGGGAGCCGAUCGCGGUGACCGCCUGCACAAGCACCGUCACCACCAGCACCGACGGUCGCGGGACUUCCUCAAAACCAAACAGGCCGACAAAGACAGAACCCAGGAGGCGGCCAGCAAGUCGGCGUCGGCCAAGGACCGGCUGACGGGAAGCUCCAAGCGCUCCAACGAGGAGAACGAGGACUACGGGAAAGCGGCCCCGUCCAAGAGCAGCAGCAGCAAAGAGGCCCGGUCAUCCAGGCUGCACAAGGACAAGACCCGCAAGGAGCGGGAGCCGAAGUCGGCCCACAAAGAGCGGAGUAAAAGUCAUCGGAAAAGGGAAACACCCAAGAGUUACAAAACGGUGGACAGCCCUAAGCACAGAUCCAGGAGUCCCCACCGGAAGUGGUCUGUCAGCCCCAAGCAAGACGACAGCCCCUCGGGAGCUUCUUAUAGCCAGGAUUACGACCUUAGCCCCCCGAGGUCUCAUGCAUCCAGCAAUUACGAUUCCUACAAGAAGAGUCCCGGAAGCACCUCCAGAAGGCAGUCGAUUAGCCCCCCUUACAAGGAGCCCUCGGCCUACCAGUCCAGCACCCGAUCCCCCAGCCCUUACAGCCGACGCCAGAGGUCUGUGAGCCCCUACAGCCGCCGACGGUCGUCCAGCUACGAGCGAAGUGGCUCCUACAGCGGCAGAUCCCCCAGCCCCUACGGGCGAAGGCGCUCCAGCAGCCCGUUCAUGAGCAAGAGAUCUCUGAGCCGGAGUCCACUUCCCAGCAGGAAAUCCAUGAAGUCCAGAAGUAGAAGUCCUGCAUAUUCAAGACACUCUUCUCAUAGUAAAAAGAAGCGAUCCGGGUCACGUAGUCGGCAUUCCAGUAUCUCACCUGUCAGACUUCCGUUGAACUCUAGCCUGGGAGCUGAACUCAGUAGAAAAAAAAAGGAAAGAGCAGCAGCAGCUGCUGCAGCAAAAGUGGAUGGGAAGGAAUCUAAGGGUUCACCUAUAUUUUUGCCUAAAAAAGAGAACAGUUCAGCAGAGACUAAGGAUUCAGGCUUGGAGUCUAAAAAAUUACCCAAGGUUAUAAAAUUGGAAAAACCUGCUCCAGAUACUGAACUGGGGAAUGUAACACAUUUAAACACAGAGGUCAAAAAUUCUUUAGAUACAGGGAAAGCAAAAUUGGAUGAGAACUCUGAAAAACAUCUUGUUAAAGAUUUGAAAGCACAGGGAACAUCUAAAGACUUUAAGCCUGUAGCAUCAAAAGAGGAGAUUGUUACUCCAAAGGAAGCAGAGACAUUGGAAAAGGAAAUUCUUCCACCUCUCCCCACAGUUACUUCUGCACCUCCUUUACCAACUACUACCCCUCCACCUCAGACACCUCCUUUGCCACCUUUGCCUCCACUACCAGCUCUUCAACAACCACCACCUCUGCCUCCUCCCCAACCAGCAUUUAGUCAGGUUCUUGUUUCCAGUACUUCAGUUUUACCCUCUUCAGCUCACCCAAGGACAUCUACUCUGCCCUCUCAGACAAAUUCUCAGCCCUCAGUACAGGUUUCUAUGAAAUCUCAAGGGUCCGUAACAGCUGCUGUUCCACAUCUGAAGACAUCAACAUUGCCUCCUCUGCCUCUCCCACCGUUAUUACCUGGAGAUGAUGACAUGGAUAGUCCAAAAGAAAUUCUUCCUUCAAGACCUGUAAAAAGAGAGAAGGAACAGAGGACACGUCACUCACUCAUGGACCUUCCUCUCCCUCCAGAGCUGCCUGGUGGGGAUCCAUCUCCUCCUGAUUCUCCAGAACCAAAGGCAAUCACACCACCUCAACAACCAUAUAAAAAGAGACCAAAAAUCUGUUGCCCUCGUUAUGGAGAAAGAAGACAGACAGAAAGUGACUGGGGAAAACGCUGUGUGGACAAAUUUGACAUUAUUGGUAUUAUUGGAGAGGGAACCUAUGGUCAGGUAUAUAAAGCCAAGGACAAAGAUACAGGGGAAUUAGUGGCCUUGAAGAAGGUGAGACUUGACAAUGAGAAAGAGGGCUUUCCAAUUACAGCCAUUCGUGAGAUCAAAAUUCUUCGUCAGUUAAUCCACCGAAGUGUUGUUAACAUGAAAGAAAUUGUCACAGAUAAACAAGAUGCAUUGGAUUUUAAGAAGGACAAAGGUGCCUUUUACCUUGUAUUCGAGUAUAUGGACCAUGACUUAAUGGGACUACUAGAAUCUGGUUUGGUGCACUUUUCUGAGGAUCAUAUCAAGUCAUUCAUGAAACAGCUAAUGGAAGGAUUGGAGUAUUGUCACAAAAAGAAUUUCCUGCAUCGAGAUAUUAAAUGUUCUAACAUUUUGCUGAACAAUAGUGGACAAAUCAAAUUAGCAGAUUUUGGACUUGCUCGACUCUAUAACUCUGAGGAAAGUCGCCCUUACACAAAUAAAGUCAUUACUCUUUGGUACCGACCUCCAGAACUACUGUUGGGAGAGGAGCGUUAUACACCAGCCAUAGAUGUUUGGAGCUGUGGAUGUAUCCUCGGGGAAUUGUUCACAAAGAAGCCCAUUUUUCAAGCGAAUCUGGAACUGGCUCAGUUAGAACUGAUAAGCCGACUGUGUGGUACCCCUUGUCCAGCUGUGUGGCCUGAUGUUAUCAAGCUCCCCUACUUUAACACCAUGAAACCAAAGAAGCAGUAUAGGAGGCGACUACGAGAAGAAUUUUCUUUCAUUCCUUCAGCAGCACUUGAUUUACUGGACCACAUGCUGACUCUAGAUCCUAGCAAACGUUGCACAGCUGAACAGACUCUACAGAGUGAUUUCCUUAAAGAUGUUGAACUCAGCAGAAUGGCUCCCCCAGACCUCCCCCACUGGCAAGAUUGCCAUGAAUUGUGGAGCAAGAAAAGGCGACGGCAGCGACAGAGUGGUGUUGUGCUCGAAGAGCCACCUCCGUCCAAAGUCUCGCGUAAAGAAACUACCUCAGGGACAAGCACUGAACCCGUGAAGAACAGCAGUCCAGCACCACCACCUCAGCCUGCUCCUGGCAAGGUGGAGCCUGGAUCUGGCGAUGCAGUAGGACUUGGUGACAUCACACAGCAGCUGAAUCAAAGUGAACUUGCAGUGUUAUUGAACCUGCUACAGAGCCAAACUGACCUUAGCAUUCCUCAAAUGGCGCAGCUGCUUAACAUCCACUCAAACCCAGAGAUGCAGCAACAGCUGGAGGCCCUUAACCAAUCCAUCAGUGCCCUGACUGAAGCUACUUCCCAGCAGCAGGACUUACAGCCUGUGGCCCCAGAGGAGGCUUUGAAGGAGGCACUUCCUGCCCCACUGGUCCAACCUUCAGCAGAACAGACAACUCCUGAAGUUGCAAGCACAACAGCUGAUACACAGAAUAUGUUGGCAGUUCUCUUGAGCCAGCUGAUGAAAACCCAGGAGCCAGCAGGCAGCCUGGAAGAAAACAACGGUGACAAGAACAGUGGGUCACAGGGACCCCGAAGAACUCUCUCAAUGCCACAGGAGGAGGCAGCAGAGAAGAGGCCCCCUGAGCCCCCUGGACCUCCACCGCCGCCACCUCCACCCCCUCUGGUUGAAGGCGAUCUUUCCAGCGCCCCCCAGGAGUUGAACCCAGCCGUGACAGCCGCCUUGCUGCAACUCUUAUCCCAGCCUGAAGCAGAGCCUCCUGGCCAACUGCCACAUGAGGACCAGGCCUUGAAACCAAUGGAGUACUCCACCCGACCCCAUCCAAACAGGACUUACAGAAACACUGAUGAGCCUGAUACAGGGUUCAGUGCCACUGACACUGAUGAAUGCAACUCUGGUCCAGCCUUGACAGAAUCCCUGACUCAGACCCUGGUGAAGAACAGGACCUUUUCAGGCUCUGUGAGCCAAGUUGGGGAGUCCAACAGUUACCAGGGUACAGGGUCAGUACAAUUCCCAGGGGACCAGGACCUCCGCUUUGCCAGGGUCCCCUUAACAUUACACUCAGUGGUUGGGCAGCCAUUCUUGAAAUCUGAGGGAAGCAGCAACUCUGUGAUACAUGCAGAGACCAAAUUGCAAAACUAUGGGGAACUGGGGCCAGGAACCACUGGGGCCAGCAGUUCAGGAACAGGCCUUAACUGGGGGGGCCCCGCCCAGGCUUCUACCUAUGGAAAACUCUAUCGGGGGCCUACAAGAGUCCCACCACGAGGGGGAAGAGGGAGAGGAGUACCUUACUAA